AUGGCCAAAGAAUACAAGCAUGAGGACAGCAUAUCUGUAGAGCAGAUGGUAUCGGAGAUCAAGCCAUAUGGAACUCCAGAGUCUGCACCAAAGGUUGGGUUCCUUGAAUCGUUCCAGAGAGGUGACGGUUCACAUGUGCAUGCAAAGAACUUGAAGAUGUCCCAUUUAUGUGUCAUUGCCCUUAGUAGUGGUUUGGGUACGGGACUUUUGGUUGGUGCUGCUGCCAAAUUGAGAUUGGGUGGUCCCCUUUUCCUCUUAGUUGCCUAUAUGAUUGUGGGUAUUAUGUGUAUUUGUACCAUGAACUCGGUGGGUGAAUUGACAGUGGCAUACCCUGACUUGGAGGGUGGUUUCAAUGAGUGGUACAGAAAGUUUUUGGAUGAGUCUAUCGCUUUCGCUUUGGGAUGGAACUAUUGGCUCCAAUGGUCCACAACCAUCUCCUUGGAGUUGGUGACCGCCUCCAUUACCAUUAAGUUUUGGAACAGCUCCAUUGACUCCGACGUUUUCGUGGUGAUCUUCAUGGUUUUGAUUAUUUUCAUUAACUUGUUCGGUGUCAAGGGUUACGGAGAGGCUGAAUUUGUCAUGAACUCUAUUAAGCUUACUGCAUUAACAGGCUUUUUCAUUAUGGGAUUGUGUGUGGAUUUGGGUGCCACCAAGACCGGUUUCAUUGGUGGUAAGUACUGGAGAGACCCUGGUGCAUAUACCAACUUUAAGGGCUUGGUCAAAUGUUUCUCUACCGCCUCGUUCUCCAUGGGUGGUACCGAAUUUUUAGCUCUUUCUGUCUCUGAGGUGAGAAACCCAAAGAGAGCCUUGCCUUGUGCCAUCCGUCUUGUGUUCUUGCGUGUGAUUUUCUUCUACGUGGGUACUUUACUCAUUGUUGGCUUGCUUGUUCCUCACAACUCCGAUAGACUUAUGGGUUCUGGAGGUGCUGCCACUAGUGCUUCUCCUUACGUGUUGGCUGCUGACAUCCAUGGAGUCAAGGUGAUCCCACACAUUAUGAACGCAGUUAUUUUGAACUCGGUUACUUCUGUGGCCACUGCUGCCAUGUACUCUUCUUCUAGAUUGUUGAGAUCUCUUGCCAUCCAAGGUUAUGCUCCAAGAUGGCUUGACUACGUUGACAAAGCUGGUCGUCCUCUUAGAGCCUGGUUUGUUUCUAUCUUGGCCUCCUGCUUUGCCUUCAUUGCAACCUACAAGAAACAGGAUGUCAUUUUCAACUGGCUUUUGUCCAUUGUUGCAUUAUCCAUUGUCUUCAUUUGGCCCGCCCUUUGUAUUUGUCACUUGAGAUGGAGAGCGGCUUUGAAGCACAACGGUGUUCCUUUGGAAUCUUUGGGUUUCGUUUCUUACACCGGAGUGUGGGGAUCUUGGCUCUCUAUCAUCGUCAACGCUUUGAUUUUGAUUGGACAAUUCUGGGUUGCUUUGUUCCCAGACGGAGGUGAAGCUAAUGUCAGCAAUUUUUUCCAGAAUUACGCCUGUGUUCCAUUCACUCUUGCAUGUUACGUCGGUCACAAGAUCUACGUUGGCAAAUGGAGCAAGUACUGGCUUAAUGUUGAUGAAAUCGACGUUGAGACCGGCAGAACUAUUUACGACAGUGGAAUCUUGCAAUUGGAGAAGGAGGAGUUCAAACAGAAGAUUGCUUGUGCACCAUUCUGGAAGAAGCCAAUCGUUUGGUUCUUCAAUUAG
Messenger RNA from Sungouiella intermedia, 1677 nucleotides. The record is from the annotation of a GenBank genome assembly. Lineage: Eukaryota; Fungi; Ascomycota; Pichiomycetes; Serinales; Metschnikowiaceae.